Molecule: messenger RNA, 2446 nt
Organism: Pocillopora damicornis (cauliflower coral)
Lineage: Eukaryota; Metazoa; Cnidaria; Anthozoa; Scleractinia; Pocilloporidae
Biological process (GO): proteolysis
Cellular component (GO): membrane
Molecular function (GO): zinc ion binding; metalloendopeptidase activity
Source: RefSeq, a predicted model, not a curated record
GACUUAGAGAGGGAGGGAUUUGAUAGCGUAAAUUAUGUGAACAGUAAUGAGAUUGAAUGACAAACAGGAUUUGACACUGGAGAGUACAUGAACCAGGGCACACGGACAUUUAUUCACAUGCAACAGAGAGUACGGGCGGUCGGGUUAAACACUAGUAUUGGCUUGUUUCAUCAUCGUUAGAGGUUUGCCCGUGUUUGCUUUUUUCCACAAAAUACGUGAUGGAUCCCUGGCAAUGUUUACUGUUACGAGUAGCUAUAUUUGUCAUCGGUGCAGGCCGUUCUUCGUUUACAAGUCCCUUGGGCGCAAACAGGUUUUCAGACACUUCCAUUAUCUCUCAAUCAGAAGAGCUUGGGGAGGAUUUUACUGUCAUGGACUGGAUUAACGAAGCAAACAAACCCUACAAUAUCGGACACGAAGGAGAUAUAGUUUUGACGGAGAGAGACUGGAACGUUUACGAGAAGGCACGUUUCAAAAGAAAUGCAGUGCGUCAGAGGAAAAAGAUUUGGCCCAACCGCAUUAUUCCAUAUGAGAUCGAAAAUGGACUAGACGCAUACAAGAAGAACAUCAUGUCUGCGAUUGAAGAGUUUCACAAAUACACCUGUAUCACUUUUAAAGAGAGGAAAAACGAGAGGAACUGGAUAAAAUUUAGCAAAGGAAAAGGAUGUUGGUCUUACAUUGGCCGAUUGUACUGGUUCAAGGGUCCUCAAAGUCUGUCGCUGGGGGCUAGAUGUAACAACAAAGGAAUAAUUAUGCAUGAGUUGAUGCAUGCAAUUGGGUUUUGGCACGAGCAGUCGAGGCCUGACCGAGAUGAGUACGUGGAAAUCAUCUGGGAGAAUAUUAAGAAGGGGAUGGAAAAUCAAUUUAACAAGUACAAACAUUCCAAAGUAGACAGUAUGGACUUUGAUUAUGACUACAAUAGCUUGAUGCAUUACAGUAAACGAACGUUCUCAAGAAAUGGUAAACCAACCGUGCGCGCUCUAAACAACCCUUACAUGUCUUUGGGACGCUCAGUCGGCUUCAGUUAUCUGGAUAUCAAGAAAUUAAACGCCCUAUAUGACUGCAAAAAUAAGGACAAAGUAGGCUGGAGCGAGUGGUCAGCGUACACCCCCUGUAACAGCAGGUGCAUGAAGUACCGCCAGCGGGUUUGCUUUUCGUCCCGGUCGCACUGUCCUGGGGCCGAUUCUCAUGGAAUAAAAACUGACCGGAGGAAGUGUACCAAAGAGGAAUGUUAUGCGCCUGUCAAGGGAAACUGGGGUCAAUGGGGUGUGUGGAGCGCUUGUGAUAAAUCAUGUGGUUACGGCAAACGGAAGAGAACAAGAUCAUGCAACGACCCGGCACCUAAAUAUGGCGGGAAAACGUGCGUGGGAGCAAACACACAAAUGCGCACGUGCAACAUGAAGGCGUGUCCUGACAAUUCAAACGCUUGUGAUUUCGAUAAAGACUAUUGUAAUUGGACAAACGUCUGGAGCACGUCACCAUCUUUUAAGUGGUAUCGUCACAAAGGUCCUACCCCGAGUAGGAACACAGGACCAGGAGGAGAUCAUGGCACAGGCAAUGGCUAUUACCUCUACCUAGAAUCCUCUUAUCCCGCGCGGUUUGGUUUCAAGUCUCAGCUAAUGAGCCACUCGCUCAAUCCCUCGGAGGACUGGUGCGUAAGCUGGUGGUACAGUAUGAAUGGUCGGACUGUGGGCCAUCUUAGCGUUUACCUGAUAAACACUGAGUUGGGAACCAAAACGAAACUGUGGUCCAAAUCAGGGGAACAGGGAAAGCGGUGGAAACAAGGGUUCUCUUCACUGAAAUCUGACUCGCAUUUUAGGAUCAUGUUUGAAGGUACACGAGGUCGAGGCUACACGGGAGAUAUAGCAUUAGAUGACGUGCAGUUUAGGAAAGGAUCUUGUCAACUUAACGGAUUUGUAAAAUACUAAAACAAUGGAAAUGUAUAUAUUUGGGUGAAAAACUGUACUCGAUGGUCUUGAGUGUGGCCCGCGGCCGAAUGCCAUACUCAAGACCAAGGGCACCGUUUUUUUUUCCAUGCAGAUCAGUUUAGACCACUAAAUAAUCUAUUUAAUUUUUUUGCUGGUUUGUUUUUACCACUUUGUCGGGAAUGGCGUGAAAAAUUCCGUAAAAAGCUGGACCGGUUACGAGUGCGCGAUUAGCCGAUCAGAUUCAUGGAUUGAAAUUCCUGCCCUCUGAUAUACAUCAGAAAAAAAAAUUUUGUCAUUUCUCAGACGCUUAUGUAGGUUAUGAUGUGUCAGGCAUAUAGUUUUUCUUACAGAAAUGAUAUAAAAAAGCCCGAAAGCUCACAGAAAUUAAAGAAAGUUUAAAAGACUUUACUACAGUGAUAGAAAAAUAGAUUUUAUUAGGUACGGUGUACUAAAAUUUUACACACAUCUUCAGUUGUCGUAGAAACUUUGAAACUUUCUACUCCUUAUAAAAAAAAAAAAAA